This is a messenger RNA of Oppia nitens, 2350 nucleotides long. Its product is annotated as glutamate receptor ionotropic, kainate 2-like. The transcript has 10 exons. Bases 107 to 2350 code for a protein of 747 amino acids. The record is from RefSeq and is a predicted model, not a curated record. Lineage: Eukaryota; Metazoa; Arthropoda; Arachnida; Sarcoptiformes; Oppiidae. Gene Ontology annotation, biological process: synaptic transmission, glutamatergic; monoatomic ion transport; modulation of chemical synaptic transmission. Gene Ontology annotation, molecular function: transmitter-gated monoatomic ion channel activity involved in regulation of postsynaptic membrane potential; glutamate-gated receptor activity. Gene Ontology annotation, cellular component: postsynaptic membrane; plasma membrane.
AGCCUAUAUUGAUGGACCUAAUAGUUAUAAUGCACAACAAAAGGUUUGUGGUCUAUUGAGGAAUAGUAUUGUUGGACUAUUUGGUCCGUCCGAUAGCAUAGCAUCAAUGCACGUGCAGUCCAUAUGCGAGGCCUUCGAAAUACCGCACAUCGAAACCCGCUAUGACUUCGAAUCGUUUCGGGCCGAUCUGUCUCUCAAUCUUUAUCCGCGACCCGCACUGAUAACACUGGCCAUCGCCGAUCUGAUCCGCGAAUGGCAAUGGUCUACAUUUGCCAUCGUCUACGAGCACAGCUCAUCAAUUGUUCCGUUCAAAGAGUUGCUGCAAAUGGCAGCACUGGAAAAGUGGACGAUUAAAGUGUUUCAAUUGGUCCCCAAUCGACCAUUUCGUGAUAUCUUCAGACAAGUCAGAGACAACGGAUGUCUCCAUAUUAUACUCGAUGCCUAUGAUAUCCAUGAAGUCUUAAGACAUGCACUUCAAGCGGGAGCCCUAACAGAGAAUUAUCACUAUUUUAUAAUGAAUUCCACUGAAAGUGCAUUGAUUUACGAUGGAAUCAAAUUAGUGGCCAAAGCUUUAGACCAUUUUGAAGAUAUUAUGUUAAAGAUUGAUCCCAUAUCUUGUAGUAAUGGUCAGCCCUGGCCUCACGGAACUACAUUACUUAAUUACAUGAGACAAAAUAUAUUCUACGGAAUGACUGGUUUAGUAAAGUUUGAUAAUUCGGGUUUUCGGUCAAACCUGACUUUCGACAUAAUAAUUCUCACUCAGGAAGGGUAUGAUGUCACUGGCCGAUGGGUUAACGGAAAAAUAGAGAGACACCAAUUGUGGACCAAACACUAUUUGCCGGAACUAAUUGAUCAGUCAUUUAUUCGGGUAACGUCUGUAUUCAAUCCACCUUUCUUUAUGGAGAGACAAGUGGUUAAAGAUUAUUCGGGAAAUGAUAAAUAUGAAGGAUAUGUCAUUGAUUUGAUUGACGAGUUGGCAAAAGAGCUUAACUUCAAGUACAUUAUAAACCCUGUCAGCGAUGGUCAAUGGGGCGGACAGGACAAGAAAACAGGCAAAUGGAAUGGUAUGGUAGGAGAAGUGGUCUCUGGUGUUGCUGACAUAGCUGUAGCCGAUUUGACAAUUAACUCUGAGCGGGAACGGGCAAUUGACUUUACAUUACCGUUUAUGUCGACCGGUAUCAGUAUAUUAUACAAGAAGCCGUCAAAGAUUGUCUCUUUGUGGUCAUUUAUGUUACCAUUUUCAACCCGACUAUGGAUCCUAAUGUUUGCUAUACUGAGCUUAGUGGGCGUUAUCCAGGUAUACGUUGGCCGCUUCUCUCCGUACGAAUGGGUUAUUGAGAAACCGUGUCGUAAAGAGGGACAGGAACUCGAAAAUAUGUACUACAUGUCCAACAGUUUGUGGUACGCUAUCGGCGGUAUUAUGCAACAGGGAUCAGAUAUAGCACCCAAAUCACUAUCUACUCGUGUGAUAGGAGGUGUUUGGGCUUUCUUUACAUUAAUCAUUGCCUCGUCAUAUACGGCCAAUUUGGCCGCAUUUCUAACCGUAGAGGAGACACCUUAUCCUUUCGAUAGUGUUGAAACAUUGGCCGCACAGUCGACUAUUAAGUACGGCUGCGUAGGCAAUGGUGCGACACAUAGAUUUUUUAAGAGUUCAAACAUAUCUACCUAUCAAAAGAUGGCUCAGUUUAUGGACAAUAAUCCCGAAGUACUUACGUCGUCCAACUCUAUCGGUAGGGACACCGUUGAGGAGGCCGACGGAAAGUAUGCAUUUUUUAUGGAGUCGGCAAUCAUUGAGUUUAUUGUGGAAAGGAAUUGCAAUUUAACACAAGUGGGCGGUUUGCUCGAUAACAAAGGCUACGGUAUCGCCACCAGAAAAGGAUCAAAACUGAGGAACAGCCUAUCGGAAGCCAUACUAAAACUUCAAGAGCGAGGCGUACUUCGGAUGCUAAAGAAGCGCUGGUGGCAACAAAAAUACGGUGGCGGCGCCUGUCUAAGCAAACCGACCUCCAGUUCCAUAGAGAUGGGUAUGAAAAAUGUCGGCGGAGUCUUCCUGAUUCUCAUCGGCGGUUCGGCGUUUGCAACGUUACUCGCAUUUUAUGAACUAAUAACCGAAACAAUGAGAAAAACUCUAAAUAGGAGUACAUUUUGGCCGGAUUUGACCGAAAAUUUGUUAUACGCUCUCAAAGUAUAUCACAACACAAAACCAGCCGUCAAUAAGAGUCGCCGAAACUCACGGCAAAGCGCACAACAAAUGUCCCGAAAUAGGAGUUAUGUCAGCCAACCGACGGUAGACAUGAGUUCCGAUAUAUCGUUAAAUAAUAUGAAAACAUAUUACUCACAAAUGUUUUAA